AUGCUGUUGGAGUGGAUGAUGAACGGACACGCCAUUCUUUACACGGGGGUCACUUUGGCCUUCUGGAGUACCAUACUAAUCGUCGGUAUAUGCUAUACCAUAUUUGACCUUGGAUUCCGCUUUGAUGUGGCAUGGUUCCUGACUGAGACGUCUCCUUUCAUGUGGGCCAAUCUGGGCAUUGGUUUGGCCAUCUCUCUUUCUGUGGUGGGAGCAGCCUGGGGGAUCUACAUCACUGGGUCAAGCAUCAUUGGUGGAGGUGUCAAGGCGCCAAGAAUCAAAACCAAAAAUUUGGUCAGCAUUAUCUUCUGUGAAGCCGUGGCCAUUUAUGGAAUCAUCAUGGCUAUUGUCAUUAGCAACAUGGCCGAGAGCUUCAGUGGAACAACCCCAGAGACCAUCGGAGCACGAAAUUACCAAGCUGGUUACUCCAUGUUCGGAGCUGGCCUCACUGUGGGCUUUUCCAACCUCUUCUGUGGGAUCUGUGUGGGCAUCGUGGGCAGCGGAGCAGCUUUGGCAGACGCCCAGAACGCCAGCCUCUUUGUCAAGAUCCUUAUUGUGGAAAUCUUUGGCAGCGCGAUUGGCCUGUUUGGGGUCAUUGUAGCGAUCCUGCAGACCUCUAAAGUAAAGAUGGGUGAUUAGAAGAUGCUCUCGCAUGCUGAGAAGACGAGGAUACUGCUGGAUAAAUAAGAUGGAUUAUUGUGUACAUACAUCGUAAAUUAUUUAAAUGUCUAUAUUUGCUCCGUCUUGUUUUUAACCAUCAUUCGUGUAAAGAGUGGGUUGAUCCCCGGGUAGCAUGAACGUUGACUAAGAAACUGGAAAAAAAAAGGAGAAAUGCUGAUUUUUCUUGUGCAUUUCUUCCUUCUUGAUAAUGGUAACAAUUCAGCUUCAUGAGUCAUGGAAGUAAUCUGCAGCUUUCAGCGAUGAGGAUUCGCUUUCUUCUAGGUCUUUCAGGCCAUUCUUAUGGGAAGAUGGUUAAAAAUGACUGGAGUAUUUUGAAAAUACUGUGUGUGUGGGCGUGUGUAUGCUGGAUAUGUGAUUUUCUUUUUUUCUUUUUUUAAAUCUUUUUUUUCUUCCUUCCUGUGAAGCAUGAGGUUGGUUGUCAUUGUGUUUGUGGCCUGGUCUGUCACUUUCUUGUUUUUUGUGUCCGGUCUUUGUAAAUUAGGAGUUGGGCCAUUCUACAGCCGGCUCACAUACAGUGUUUUUUUUUUUUUCUUUCCUGGCUCUUAAUAGAUAUAGAACAUUUAUCAAGUUUAAAUUGAGUAUUGUUCUGAAGUUGUAACUGUGCAACAUACAAAACAUCAGCAAAUCUCAACAUAUAUAUAUAUAUAUACUUUUUUUUUUUUUCCUUCCCCAGUUCUUGCUGUUGUUACUUGACAAAGACGUCCAUCUAACAAUUACAAGCCAACUGAAUACACUAUGGUCAGGGCUCCAUGGUCGUCUCAAUAAAAGUUGAAACAAAUAAAACCAAUCUUUUAAGAGACACUUUGUUCAAAAUGUGUCAUUUAAUGAUUGGAUACAUUUUUAAUAAAAUGUUUAGCUUCUGCCAUAGCGUCACCAUCUUUCAGGUGGGAGGAGGAAAAGCCUUACAUCCUCUAAACAAUUGGUUUGUUACCCGGGUUAUAUGUAUCUGUCCUGGUUUUAAAUGGUAAUAUUUGACUACUCUGUUGCAACCAGUCGAAUCUGCAUAAACCGCUCAUUGUUUACCAAGCUACCACUAACAUUCCUCCAGACGUGUGGGACUGAUGUACGUGUGUGUUUUAGAAAAUUAAAUAAAUACCAUGUGAGCUCCUGGAUACAUUACAGCGUAGGCUUUAUUAUUGCUUUGACGUCUGAAUUUCUGUUUAUAAAUCCUGUUUGCAGUAUUUCAGAGACUUUUAAUUGACCCUGGCGUGCAGUUGUCUGACAAAAGAAAACAAUCUUUAACGCGAGGCACCGUUUCACAGAGAUGACAGAUCAGUUCAUUUCUCACUGUAAAUCUUUUUCCCCACUCCUGUUAUGAGCGUAAGCAUUGAAUCGUACAUAAGGUGCAUUGUAUUUAAGAAAACAAAAAGUCGGCACCCUUGAAAGAAAAUUCCUGAUUGAACGAUGGACUGCACCAAAUCCUGGUUUGUUCUUAAAUGGUACUGUGUGUACACUGUGUUGAUGUGAUGGUGAUCAGAAAAUAGCUCAUUGUUUUUGACUUUGUGGAUGAUGCAGAAAUAAAUCAAGAUUUCCCUUCCCGGCUUCAUAAAUGUUGUUGGAAAACAAUAAACGCUCUGAUCAACC
Molecule: messenger RNA, 2262 nt
Organism: Fundulus heteroclitus (mummichog)
Lineage: Eukaryota; Metazoa; Chordata; Actinopteri; Cyprinodontiformes; Fundulidae
Gene: atp6v0b
Product: ATPase H+ transporting V0 subunit b
Exons: 8
Coding region: 1-636 (211 amino acids)
Biological process (GO): proton transmembrane transport
Cellular component (GO): proton-transporting V-type ATPase, V0 domain
Molecular function (GO): proton-transporting ATPase activity, rotational mechanism
Source: RefSeq, a predicted model, not a curated record